GACGAGGGACAGAGACAGACAGAGGGACCAUGGUUUCACACUGGAAUAUACAACUACUGACUACACACUGUACACAACAUGGACUCUGAAUCAUUGGACCGGUGCAUCCAGACCGCCCUGUCAGCCCUCUACCCCCCUUUCCAGGCCACAUCACCGACUGUCCUCUUUCAGGUCCUCAACGUGGUGGAGACUCGCUACAGAGGCGACGGCCUCCGCUACCUGCUGCACUUCCUGCUUCCUGCGAAGCAGCUCUUACAUCGACUCCAGCAACAUGCCAGUGUGCAGUGUGGUGAAGGCUGGCCUCUGUGUGUCCAGGAGAAAGUAGUCGUUCAGCUCUGUCCUCUGGACCAGCAUUUCCUCCGUCCAGGAGACUUCUACCUGCUGGUUUCUCCUGCUGCUCCUCCUCCUCCUCUUCAACCUCACGGCACCUCCUGUAGGAGCUGCAUCGCCUCCUCCUCCCCCCGCCUGCUCCUGUGCAGCGUGUCGGCCGGCAGCCGUUAUGUGGAGCAGCAGGAGGUGUCAGAGUUAGCCCUACUGUCCCUCUUCAGCAUGGCCUGGCUGGACUCCGUCAACAGGGAAAGGGAGCAGCGAGGAGCGUCCAGGCUGGAGCGCUGCGUCCUCUCUGCCAACGGAGACAUCUUCAGGGUCCCCUGGGAGGACCUGGUCUACCCACAAUUCAUCAGCCGGCCCCUGACCGCCCUGAAGGACGACACGCCACGUGAUCUGUGUAGAGAUAUUAACUCCAGACAGGAGGAGCUCCGACCAUCUGCUCCAAAAACUGACCAAUCAGCAGCGAGUAGCGAGGCUGACGACUCGGAGGGGGAGUAUGUGGAGCUGACGGAGCUCCCACUGCCUCGGUUCUCCCCCCAGAAAGGUUCCUUAACCCAGUCCAUCAGCCUGCAGCACCGAGCCAGGACCAGCACACGGUCCUCCACACACACUGCUGCAGGACACACACCUCACAACAUCAACACACACACUGCUGCAUCACACACACUUCACAACAUCAACACACACACUGCUGAAGCACACACACCUCACAACAUCAACACACACACUGCUGAAGCACACACACCUCACAACAUCAACACACACACUGCUGCAUCACACACACUUCACAACAUCAACACACACACUGCUGAAGCACAAACACCUCACAACAUCAACACACACACUGCUGCAUCACACACACCUCACAACAUCAACACACACACUGCUGAAGCACACACACCUCACAACAUCAACACACACACUGCUGCAGCAAACACACCUCACAACAUCAACACACACACUGCUGCAGCAAACACACCUCACAACAUCAACUCACACACUGCUGCAUCACACACACCUCACAACAUCAACUCACACACUGCUGCAUCACACACACCUCACAACAUCAACACACACACUGCUGAAGCACACACACCUCACAACAUCAACACACACUCCUCCUUGCCUCGUGUUGACAUCAGCCCCCACACCGAGUUUUGCUCCAAGCUCAUCGGGGAAAACCUCCACCAGGGCUCCUGUGGACCCGUCAUCCUUACCCCCAUCUCCCCCAACACCCCCACCUGCUCCUCCUGCUCCUCCUCUGCUCCUGCUGAAGUUGUGGGAACCUCCAUCAGUCAGUCGGAGCACCAGGUGUCACAGGAGCAAACAGAAGGUACUGAUUCAGACGGACAGGUGAAGCUGAAUACUGAACCUGAUGACAACAGAGAACAGAGAGUGGAGGAGGAGGAGGAGGAGGAGAAGGAGAAAGAGGGGGAAACAGAGGAAAAGAGGCAAGAGGGAGAGCUGUUGGAGAGGCAUGAAAGGAAGAAUGAAAUGGUGUCAGUUGAAGAGGGUGUAGAGAAGGAAGAGGAGGAGGUGCAGGAGGAGGUGGGACAGUUGGAGUGUAGGAGGGAAGAAAAUUUACUGCCACACACAUACACUGCUAAGGAGGGAGGAGAAAGGGAGGAGGAGGAUGAAAGUGAAGAGACAGACGGAAAUGGAGAGGAAGAGUUGGAUGAGGAAGGAGACGAUGAGUUAGAGGAGGUGGAGGUAGAGGAGGAGGUUCAGGUUGUAAUUGUCCAGCAGAGUCAAGAAAGAAGGGAAGAAGAGCAAGUGAUGAAAGAAGAUGAGGGAGAAGAAGGAACAGAGAAAGAUCAAGAAGAGAGAGAAGGUAGAGAAAGGCACAUAGAUAAAGAACCUGACUCAUGCAUGAACACACACUCUGAGGACUCUUAUUCUGAAAACAACAGACUACAAACACACUCUGAGGACUCUUAUUCUGAAAACAACAGACUACAAACACACUCUGAGGACUCUUAUUCUGAAAACAGCAGACUACAAACACACUCUGAGGACUCUUAUUCUGAAAACAACAGACUACAAACACACUCUGAGGACUCUUAUUCUGAAACCAGCAGACUACAAACACACUCUGAGGACUCUUAUUCUGAAACCAGCAGACUACAAACACACUCUGAGGACUCUUAUUCUGAAAACAACAGACUACAAACACACUCUGAGGACUCUUAUUCUGAAAAUAAUACACAACUCUCACACUCCAAGGACUUCUAUUCUGAAAAGAACACACUGCAAACACACACUGGGGACUCUUAUUCUGAAAAUAAUACACAACUCUCACACUCCAAGGACUCUUAUUCUGAAAACAACACAGUACAAACACACUCCAAAGACUCUUAUUCUGAAAAUGUUAUACAACACACAUACUUUGAGGAGUCCAACGCACUACACACGAACUCUGAGGACUCUUAUUGUGAAAACAUUAAACCACCGAAACACACUGAGGACUCUUAUUGUGAAAACUUUAAACAACUGACACACUGUGAGGAGUCUGAGGAGGUUGACGCAUCGAGCUCCUCCUCACCAGCGAUGGAUGCAGACUCACUUCGGACUGAACCUGAAGAGUCUGAAGGUGGACAGAGGAAGUCAGAGGAGCAGGAGGAGCUGGAGGAGGAGUGCAGCUGUGAGGAGGUUGGUGGAGGAGGAACUGCAGAGCUUCAGACUGAAGGUCUCAGUGAUGAUGAUCCACCUCCUCCCCAGUCAGAGGUCAGUCCGUCUACUGGUCCCAGUCCAACAGAACCAGAACAACCAGCACCCCCUCCACAGCUGGAUCAUCCAGCUGUUCCCACAGCCCCGGUACAGUCCUCCCGGUCCUCCCGGUCCAGCUUCUUCAGUGUGCUGCUGAGCUCUGGAGCUGUCUGUCUACCUGGUACCAGAGACAAGAGUGGACGAGCUCUGCUGACGGUCUGUACCUGGAGCUCCGUGUGGUCGAACCCCGGCUGUGAGCGGGCCGAGCUGCUCCGCCUCCUGCUCUACUACACCUCAACCCUCAGGAAGGAGAUGCGAGCGUUGGGGCUGACGGUGCUGGUGGAUGCCCGCAGAGCUGUUCCUGUCCCCGCCCUCUUCUCCGCCCUCAGGUCCCUGCAGGAGAACACACCAGGCUCUGUCCACACUGUGUUACUGCUGGUCAAAAAGGACUCGUCUCUACGUCUGGAUAAACCUGCAGCCUCACAGGUGGAGGUGUUGAACUCUCUGAAGUCUGUUCAGAAACACGUGGAGCUGCAGCAGCUUCCUGCAGAGCUCGGAGGAUCCUUCAGCUUCAGGCAGAGCAGCUGGCUCAGCUUCAGAGCGAGAGUGGAGCAGCUGACCAGUCAGUGUGAAGACGUCAUCAGACUGCUGCAGAAAACCAUCAGCGUCCUGCAGACCACACCUCUACCUGCUGCUGCUGAGGAUGCUGAGCUGCUGUUGUCCAGGUACAAGGCGGUGAUGUGUAGCGUCCUUGAGGACAGUCGAUUGGUGCAGUUACAGCAGGAGGGCGGGGCCUGUCUGUCAUGGCUGCGCAGAGAGGAGAGCAGCAUCAGUGUGACGGAGGAGUACAGGGCCCAGGUGGAGGCGGUGUCGUCCCUGUACGAGCAGGUGGACGAGCUGCUGCACCGCCUCGUCACUCUGUCCAACUCCAGGACCCAGGAGCUCACCUUCAUCCUGGACUUCAGGAUCCUGGAGCAGGGCUUCACGGAGGUGAGGUUGUGGCUGGAGGAGGUCGGUGAGGUCCAAUUGAAAACUCUGGAUGAACCUGAGGAUUCUCUGGAGCUUCUCAACAGGAAACAGCAGAAGUUCAAAGACUUCUACACAACUGCAUAUGAUCACUGUAAACGAGGUGAGGCGUUGUUGGCUCGUCUGGAGCGCUGGGUUGACGUGUCGUCAGCUGACCUCCACAGCUACGAGGUCAAAGUUCAUUCUUUCUGGGCGCAGCUGCAGGACUUCUCCCAGAGGGUCAACACCACCGGACAGAACAUCGACCGGGCUGUCAGACUCUACCGCUUCUUAGACCAGGCCUAUGGCUGGGCGUUGGAGGGUAUGCGUCACCUAGCUGGUGUCAGUAUGGAGGAGUGCACGCUGCCGGACAAAUGCCAGGCUGUGAUUGGCUGCCUGGAGGACUACCAGCGUGAGCACCCACCAAUCACAGAUGCCCGUUUCCAGGAGAUGAAGGCAGCGGCAGGUGAGCUGCGGGGUGAGCGAGGCCUCCGUCAGUGGAGCUUUGCCUGGUCCAAGUGUCAGGAGACAAAGAAGAUGUUUGACAGAAAGAUGGAGGCAGCGCUCAGGACACGAGACUCCAGCCACAGGCGCCGCUCUGACUCCACCCACAGCAGAAGCUCUAUGUCCUCCAGGAAGACGCUGUCAGGACUCUGGGGUGUCCGUGAGACAUCAUCCUCCUCCUGGCCGCCAGAGGAGGACGCUAACACCUCCUCACCUCCUCGUAGCGCAUCCUCCCUGCUCCCCCUCACCUCCUCACCCAUCGCCUUCACCCCUGCUCCCUCCUCUGGCUCCCCCCACACACCCCAGCACACCCCGCUCCUCCAGCGUCUGUUCCGCAGCGUCUCCUCAGAGGAGUCAUCAGACCGGGUGGAUCUCUGCUCCAGUCCCAGCCUUCCUCGCCUGGACUCCUCCUCCUGCUCCUCCUCCUCUUUUUCCUUCUCUUCCAGCAGGCGGCAGCAACUCAGGAAGACCCAGAGCUUUGACUGUCCCUCCACCCCCGAAGCGGUGCGGUACGGGUCGUGUGCUCGUGCCCUCAGCGAGCCUGUGCGCAGAGGAAACACUGGCGUGUUCAUCCGCGGCCUGGAGGUCAGUAGCACCGAGGCGGCCGACCACACGCUCUGCCCCAGGACGCCCGCUCACGGCUGGAUGGGACAGGGGCUACGCACCCCCGGGACACCCGGCACCCCGAGAACCAUCGGCAGCCCUGCAAUAGACCCCCGCCCCAGGGGAAGUAAACUGCGUCACAUUGUGGAGGAGAUGGUGACCACGGAGCGGGAAUACGUCCGCUCUCUGCGAUACAUCAUACACCACUACUUCCCAGAGAUGGACCGGGUCGACCUGCCCCAGGACCUGAGGGGGAAACGCUCCGUGGUCUUUGGGAACCUGGAGAAACUCCUGGACUUCCACAGUCAGUUCUUCCUCAGGGAGCUGGAGGCCUGCUGGAAACACCCACUCAGAGUGCCUCACUGCUUCCUCAGACAUCAGGAGCAGUUCAGUCUCUACGCUCUCUACAGUAAGAACAAACCAAAGUCUGAUGCUCUGCUGUUGAACCACGGAAACUCCUUCUUCAGGAGGAAGCAGGUGGAGCUGGGAGAUAAGAUGGAUCUGUCCUCCUACCUGCUGAAGCCGGUCCAGAGGAUGAGUAAAUACGCUCUGCUGCUCACCGACCUCAGCAAGGAGGUGGGCGUGGCCCAGGAGGCGGAGCUCGUCGCGCUGCAGGCUGCCACCGACAUGGUCAAGUUUCAGCUUCGCCAUGGCAACGAUCUGCUGGCAAUGGACGCCAUCAGAGACUGUGAUGUGAACCUGAAGGAGCAGGGUCAGCUGAUCCGUCAGGACGAGUUCACGGUCUGGACUGGGAGAAGGAAAUGUCAGCGUCACAUCUUCCUGUUUGAGGAGCUGAUACUCUUCAGUAAACCCAAGAAGAUGGAGGGAGGGCUGGACGUGUUCAUCUACAAACACUCCUUCAAGACAGCUGACGUGGGUUUGACGGAGUCCACCGGUGACAGCGGGCUGCGGUUCGAGAUCUGGUUCAGGAGGAGGACGUCCAAGAAUCAGACCUUCAUCCUUCAGGCCGCCACACCAGAUGUGAAACUCACCUGGACGUGUGACAUCGCCCGAAUCCUGUGGACCCAGGCCACCAGGAACAAAGAGAUGCGUCUGAAGGAGAUGGUGUCCAUGGGCGUGGGGAACAAACCGUUCCUAGACAUUCAGCCGAGCGACGCGGCGAUCAGUGACCGAGCCGUUCACUACAUCAUGAAGAGCAGAGGUGCCAGGACAAGGGCGUCCAUCGCCGUCUCCGUCUUUGACCACUCCAACCCUUUUAAACGAGGAGCGGUGACCUCUGACCCUGGGACAUCAGGACCUUCUUCCUCCAGUCUGCUGGGGCCGCUCAACCUGCACAUGUACAGCCAAACCCCCCUCCCCUCUCCUGCAGCUGAAGGCUCCUUCAUCACUUCCUGUAUCGAGGAGGACGAGCAGGAGCAUGAGACCAGCAGCCAGCCCUCCAUGACCACAGAGAGCUCGGGCUCGUCGUCUCGCUGUCUCUCCGGAUCCACCGGCUCCGACAGCGGCUGCGUCUCCUCCCACCUCCAGGAGGCGCUGCCCGAGGAGCCCCGCCCCUAUAGCCAGCCCUCCUCCUCCUCCUCCAACAAACAGCACCUCAGCAGCCAGUUCAAGUCAGCUGUGAAUACAGAGACAGCAGAGAGUAGAGACUGUGGUGAGACGUUAACUGUGUGUCCCCAUCCUCAGACGUCUGCUCCUCUCAUCGGCCCGGCAACCAUCGUCUGAGACAGCUCACCUGGAGGACGCCACUGUGUGUGUCCUUCCUGCUGCAGUGUGAACCAGAGGACGGAGUCUGGUCAGCUGUUGUUGUUAUUUAUGUGUUGUGCAGGUUCAGUAGUUUGUUGUGUAAAUUACUGUUGGAGUUUCUGUGUGUAGUUCGACUCCUCACAGCUGCUGCUUGUUUCUGUUAUUGAGCUGGUCCAGGAUCAGCUGGACUCUGUACAUGUGUGUAAAUAAACAGCUGUCACUUUUCUUACUUGAAUAAUAAACGAGAGUUUGUUGAAACGAA
Molecule: messenger RNA, 7114 nt
Organism: Seriola aureovittata
Lineage: Eukaryota; Metazoa; Chordata; Actinopteri; Carangiformes; Carangidae
Gene: plekhg4
Product: pleckstrin homology domain containing, family G (with RhoGef domain) member 4
Exons: 23
Coding region: 79-6831 (2250 amino acids)
Molecular function (GO): guanyl-nucleotide exchange factor activity
Source: RefSeq, a predicted model, not a curated record